Pseudoliparis swirei is the source of this 3987-nucleotide messenger RNA. It is a transcript of the gene atl1, whose product is annotated as atlastin GTPase 1. Lineage: Eukaryota; Metazoa; Chordata; Actinopteri; Perciformes; Liparidae. Bases 187 to 1629 code for a protein of 480 amino acids. The transcript has 13 exons. The record is from RefSeq and is a predicted model, not a curated record. Gene Ontology annotation, biological process: protein homooligomerization; endoplasmic reticulum organization. Gene Ontology annotation, molecular function: GTPase activity; GTP binding.
AGCUCGGAGGAGGAGGAGCCGGAUGGACGAGCCCGGCCCAUACAGGUGCUGCUGGUCAAAGACGACCACACCUUCGAGCUGGACGAGGUGGCGCUGAGCCGCAUCCUGCUGGCGGAAGAGGUCAGGGACCGAGAGGUGGUGGCCAUCUCUGUGGCUGGAGCGUUCCGGAAGGGCAAGUCCUUCCUCAUGGACUUCAUGCUGCGCUACAUGUACAAACACGCAUCUGAAGACUGGCUCGGAGACGCAGACGAACCUCUGACCGGCUUCUCCUGGAGGGGGGGCUCCGAGAGGGAGACCACCGGGAUCCAGGUCUGGAGCGAGGUCUUCCUGGUGGACAAGCCGGACGGAAGAAAGGUGGCCGUGUUGCUCAUGGACACACAGGGCACGUUCGACAGCCAGUCCACGCUGAGGGAUUCGGCCACCGUGUUCGCACUGAGCACCAUGAUCAGCUCCAUGCAGGUUUACAACAUCUCUCAGAAUGUGCAAGAGGACGACCUUCAGCACCUGCAGCUCUUCACCGAGUACGGCAGACUAGCGAUGGAGGAGACGUUCCUCAAACCGUUCCAGUCCAUGAUUUUCCUCGUCCGAGACUGGAGCUUCCCGUACGAGUUUCCCUACGGGCAAGAAGGAGGCAUGAAGUUCCUCGAGAAGAGGCUGAAGAUCUCCGAGAACCAGCACGAGGAGCUGCAGAACGUGCGUAAACACAUCCACUCGUGCUUCACCAACAUCUCCUGCUUCCUGAUGCCUCACCCCGGCCUCAAAGUGGCCACCAACCCCAACUUUGAUGGACGGAUCAUAGAGAUCGACGGCGAGUUCAUAAACAACCUGAAGGUUCUGGUGCCGUGGCUCCUCAGUCCUCGCAACAUCGACGUGAAGGAGAUCAACGGCAGCAAAAUCACCUGCAGAGGCCUGGUGGAGUACUUCAAGGCGUACAUCAAAAUUUACCAAGGCGAGGAGCUUCCACAUCCAAAGUCCAUGCUUCAGGCCACAGCAGAGGCGAACAAUUUGGCCGCAGUAGCAGCCGCAAGGGAUCUGUACAACAAGAAGAUGGAAGAGGUGUGCGGCGGGGACCGGCCCUUCCUGGCUCCCAGCGAGCUGCAGGCCCGACACGGCGCCAUCAGGGAGGAGGCCCUGCAGGUGUUCCGGGUGGUGAAGAAGAUGGGCGGCGAGGAGUUCAGCCGCCGCUACCUGCAGCAGCUGGAGGGCGAAGUCGACGAGGUGUUCGUCCAGUACAUCAAGCACAACGAUUCCAAGAACAUUUUCCACGCGGCCCGGACGCCGGCCACCCUGUUCGUGGUCAUCUUUGUGAUGUACGUGGCGGCGGGCAUCACGGGCUUUGUGGGCGUGGACGUCAUAGCCAGCCUGUGUAACAUGAUCCUGGGCCUGGCGCUGAUCACGCUCUGCACCUGGGCCUACAUCCGAUACUCCGGGGAGUACCGGGAACUCGGCGCCGUCAUCGACCAGGUGGCCGGUGCAUUGUGGGACCAGGGGAGCACAAAUGAGGCUCUCUACAAGCUGUACAACGUAGCGGCCAAUCACAGGCACCUGUAUCACCACGCCUUCCCCGGCGGGCCGCGGGCCUCGGGGGAGGUGCCGGAGGAGGAGGAGGAGGAGCAGAAGAGGGACUGAUUAGAUGAGACAAGAGUUCGGCGGGGGACAACCUGGUGAUGGGCGGGAGGAAGAGGAGGAGGGAGGAGGGACUUCCUCACCCACGAGGGUAACCAGCCAAUAACAGGUUAUCGUGCUGCCCGGCAACACGUCCACUACUUUAAAACCGAAAAGAGGAGGGGGGCUCGUUAAUGUCCACGUGGAGGCAGCGUCGGAGCGUCUUCCGUGUGGAUGGACGACAUGUUUCAUUGUCCGUGAUAUCAAAUAUCACCCGUACCGAUACCGCCGACUCGGCAUAUCCAACCUCCAGUCAGCUGUCCAUUUCAUUUUAUUUAAAAAAAUUGUUUUCUUCACUUCACGCAACAUUGACUCUCAAAAGUAUAGCCGCACCCGUGACGUCCCCCAUCUGUGACGAUCGUUCCGUUCUUUGAAGUUUCCGUGCCGUUUUGUUCGAUAACAAACAAUAUUCUGUGAUCCAAUGCGACGUUUUUUUGAAAAAGCCAAAAAUAUGUACCGUGUGUUUUAAAUAAUGAAGCGUUACAACAAGCGCCAUCGGCAUGGUAAGUGGUUAAUGUCUGUCACCUUUAAGCUCUUAGAACAGCUAUACUGUGUAAAAAGAAGAAGAAAAAAAAAAGAAGAAGUUUGAAUAGUUGUGACAAAGUGGUAUUGUGCCAUAUUAAUAACCUCACACCGACGCAGCCCGGCUAUCACGCCGACUCAACGGCACAUUUAUUAGUGUACAGUUUCUUUUGGACGUAUAUUUCUGCAUCAGGGAGUUUGUGCUGGUAUUUUAUUUUAUUUUAAUUCUUUUUAACCCUCCUGUUACCUUAGGGUCAAUUUGACCCCAUUCAAUGUUUAACCCUCCUGUUACCUUUAUAUUUACUGACAUAUUUUACCCUCGGGGUCAAUUUGACCCCAGCAAUUAAAACCUCCAGAAAAUUAUUAGAAUGAAUAUUGUUUCCCAAGUUUAAGUGUGAGGUACUUUAUGUUUGUUUGUUGACUACCAAAAUAGCCCUUUAAAUAAAUAAUAAAAGUUUAUAUUUCUUAUAUGUUUGACACAGUGAAAAACAGCCUGGGGUCAAAUUGACCCGAAAGAACACCGACAUUAAACAUUGAAUGGGGUCAAAUUGACCCGAAAGGUAACAGGAGGGUUAAAGGGACACUUCAAAGUUCACACAACAUGGCUGAUGUCUAUCUCUCCCCCGCGCGGUGACAUAGAGGAGGCGGGCGGUCGAGCAUUGUUGUGUUUCCCGCCGAAUGUUCGAGCAAAUCCGAGGAAUGUAGCUUCUGUGGCCACCGAGGAAUCAAACAUGUUGUUAUUAGGCGGGGCGACGGGCCCGCUCUAGAAAGAGAGAGGGGGGGGGGGAGAAAAAAGAAAAAAAAAAUUCCUCAUUCCACAUCUCUUUCAUCAUCUUCACACACUUAAGUUGACUCACGUGUGUGAAGAGCCGUUGCGUGGCGAUGGAGUUUUGUGGUGAUUGUUCGUAAACUCGCCGAAUAACCCGGGAUCAUCGUCCGCAUCACAUCCAGCUGCGAGCGCCGAAGAUGUGGUUUUUUUUCUUUUCCCUUAAUCUUUUCUGGUCACCAACAGUACAGGAACAGUCAUGCAUUUUUAGUAAGUUGAUCCUGAGGUUUGACCUCAAGGGUUGGAAGCGUAGCGGCACUGCGGCUUCUCCAGUCUUCCACGAUGUAUAAUCAACGUCCGCGAGGCCUUCAAGUCCACUUUGAGAUUCGUGAGGUUUCCGAAAUGCCAUUUCAUUCUUCUUCUUCCGUAAAGUAGCAUUAUUGUGUUCAUGUUUAAGCUCGAAAAUAGUCAAACUGAAGAUUUUCAUCUGUAAAAAGCAAAUGCGAUCACAACGUGGUAUUUUGGGGUUUCCCGAAGCCGCCGCCGCCCCCCCCCCCCCAUGGACUUUUAAAUCCUCUCCGGAUAUCGUGGGAGCCUCGAGUCGACUGAAAAGGUCAAAAAGGAUUCAACCUCCUCAAAGUCAACACGGCUCAGUUUCCACACACACAUACAUUGCAACAUCGCAGUUACAAGGAAAUCACUAAUAAAGUUGGACCAAAUUAACGAAAUCUAGACUUAUUUCUUUUUUUUAAAACACUUGUCUGAUGCGUGUGAACAUGGUUUGAAGUGAAAUCGAACACAGUCAGAAGUGUAUUUUUCUUCACUGCAGACUUUAUUGCUUAUGUUCUGUAUUUGCGAUCCACAAACUCAGAUAUGUACAAAGUGACGAGGCCUUCUUGCAUAGUGAAGACCUCCCUGGAACAAACGCCACUGUUCCGUGAUCAGAAACCCUCUGAGGACGUUCAGAAUUGUUUGGCUUUGUAAUCACCAACGUAAACAGAUCCCCAUUAAACACAAGUUUCCUUUUUAAACUG